UUGACUGAGUUUUAAACUUGAUAAUUUUUAUUAUUAACGAUCAAAAUCGAUAACAAAAAAACAAUAUAUUCUUUUUUUUUAGUAUUUCUAAUUCUUGUAGUGGUCCAAAUUUAUUUCACAAGCUUUCAAUAAACAAUGAGAUAUUAAUUGCAGAAUAUGGCAACAAUUAGAGUAAUAAAUAAUAUAAUUAGACAAAAGACAUGUCAUUAUAAUAGAAUUCCAUCUUUAUUAUCACCGCCGUCAUUAUUAUUAUUGUGUAAUGGUAAUAAAGUGAUAAUUAAAAAAUAUUCAAAUGAAAAAAAAAAAUCUGAAAUUACACAUUUCGAAAACAAUGCAACUGAUAAUCAAGUAUCAACAUCAUUUGCGGAAGUAGUUAAAGAAAAUACAAAGUCAGCAUGGUACGUAAGCGUGAUAGUUGCCGGUGUCGGCAUAACGGCAUUGAUGUUCUACGCAAUAUUCCGUGAACUAUUUUCGGAUAAAAGUCCAAGUAGUGUUUAUAGCAAAGCUGUAGAUAAAUGUGUAAAAGACCCAAAAGUCAUUGACGCACUUGGUGAGCCGAUAAAAGCUUACGGUGAGGAGAGCCGUCGUGGUAGACGCAGACACACCAACCAUGUCGUCUAUCAACACAACGGCAGAACGUACAUGAGAAUGAAAUUUUACAUUCAGGGAGUACGUAAACGUGGGACUGUAAAUUUGGAAAUGAGAGAGGAUGAUAACGGAAAUUUUGUCUACCGAUACUUGUUUAUCCAGCUAGAAGAUAUGUUCCGUUCAGUUAUUGUUUUAGAAGAUAACCGGGCAGCGGAAGGUGACUCAAAUAAAAGUGACAAGUUCGCGCCACAAAAUUUCCCAAUCUUAUCAAACCAAUAAAUAAAUUGAAUUUUAUUCUCAUCAUUACAUUAUCUUUACAACUCUAGUCUAGUAUGAUGACACUUGAAAUAAACUUCUCUUAUUCAUUUUAUAAAUAUUUUUUUUCAAAAAUAAAAUUUUUACCACUA
Messenger RNA from Microplitis mediator, 995 nucleotides. Its product is annotated as mitochondrial import inner membrane translocase subunit Tim21-like. Gene Ontology annotation, biological process: protein import into mitochondrial matrix. The transcript is spliced from 4 exons. The coding region runs from base 157 to 867 and encodes 236 amino acids. The record is from RefSeq and is a predicted model, not a curated record. Gene Ontology annotation, cellular component: TIM23 mitochondrial import inner membrane translocase complex. Lineage: Eukaryota; Metazoa; Arthropoda; Insecta; Hymenoptera; Braconidae.